AGAACAUGGCGGAAGCGGAGUGAACGAUUUGUACGUCGAGCGGGUAGAAGAAUCAUUUCACAGCAAUGGAAAGUGAACCGAGCACAACAACAUGUUCUACGUGCACAACAACCAUCACCACCACAUCUUCCCCGUCCCAUACACAGCCACCUCAGAUAUCUGUUUAUAGCGGUGCAGAUCGGCAUGCUGUGCAGGUUAUUCAGCAGGCCUUGCAUCGUCCCCCUAGCUCAGCAGCACAGUACCUUCAGCAGAUGCAUGCAGCUCAAGAGCAGCAUCUAAUGUUACAAACUUCUGCUUUGCAACAGCAGCAUUUGAGGAGCACUCAGUUCCAGAGCCUGGCCAGCGUCCCACAGGCAAACCGGUCAGGUGGGAGGCAGUGCGCAUCCGCCAAUGGCAGUGUCACUCAGCAGUCAAGCAUGUCAGAGACCUCGAUUAAUCUCUCUGCUUCUCCUACACCUGCGCAGCUAAUAAGCCGUUCACAGACCUCCAACACUAGUAGCAUGCUGUUAGGGAGCACCUCUCCUCCUCUGACUGCAAGCCAGGCUCAGAUGUACCUCCGAGCUCAAAUGCCAUGGGCAAUACAGAGUCUGUCCUGCUUGAAGUAG
Messenger RNA from Rhineura floridana, 605 nucleotides. RefSeq names its product polyhomeotic-like protein 3. NCBI's taxonomy places the organism in Eukaryota, Metazoa, Chordata, Lepidosauria, Squamata, Rhineuridae. The transcript has a single exon. The coding region runs from base 66 to 605 and encodes 179 amino acids. The record is from RefSeq and is a predicted model, not a curated record.